AGAAGACAGCCGACAAUCCAAGUGGGAGCACAACCAGCGGCCGAAAAGCAACUGGAACUGCACCGGAGGACAAGAUGACAAGAUCGACCUACAUUUGGGCGCUAGCCGCCUGCCUGAUCGCCUGUGCGAGCGCCAAUUAUGGCGGACCCCAGGGCUACGGCGGACCCGUGUCCGGCGGCCAUGGCGGUGGCUCCGAUGGAGCUGAUGCCGCCUCGGCGGCUGCAGCUGCUGCUGGAUCUGCCGGCGGAGCUGGUGGCGAGUACGGCAGCGCUGGUGCCGGAUCCCAGGGUCUGGAGUCUGGCGCUGAUGCUGCUGGAGUCGCCCAGGCUGGAGGCCAGGGCGGCUAUGGCUCCGGCCAGAGCAGCUACGGCUCGGACCAGAACAUCCCCUACAAGCCCGUGAACACCAAGGGCAACACCCUCACCUCCUCAAUCACAUAUCCCCAGAACAAGGGUGAGAUCCUGAUCCAUCGUCCCGCCCCCAUCAUCGUCAAGCGCCCGCCCACCAAGGUCCUGGUCAACCACCCCCCACUGGUGGUGAAGCCCGCCCCCGUGGUGCUCCACAAGCCCCCAGCAAUCGUGCUGCGCAAGGUUUACGUCAAGCACCACCCACGUCGCGUCAAGGUGGAGCCCGUCUUCGUCAACGUGGUGAAGCCCCCAGCAGAGAAAUACUUUGUCAAUGAGAACAAGCAGGGCUACGGCCAGGGUCAUUCCGGCUCCGGACACGGACACAGCGGACACGGUGGACACAGCGGUCAUGGCGGACACGGUCACGGCGGUCACGGAGCCGGACCCCAUGGCUCUGGACAUGGCAACCACGACGGUGGUCGCGCCCUGCCCGCUUACGCAUCGGGAGCUGAUUCCGCCGCUGCCAGCGCCGGAUACCAGCUGCUCCAGAGUGGCAACCAGGGUCUGUCCGCUCUCGCCAACAUUGCCGGUGAGCGCGAGGGUCCCUAUGGCUCCGGCCAUGGCCACCAGCACUACGGCGCCGGUCCCUCCGGAUCCGGCAGCUAUGCGGCUCCCUCCUACUAAGCGACGAAAGUCAAGUAAGAGUGGUGGCCGCCGGACUGCUGUGACUGCUGCGGCUCUGGAAUUCCCCGAAGCGGCUGUCCAGUCACCGCCGACGUUAUCCGGUGUCCGGUCUCUGGCUGAUUAGUGUUAUGUAUGCUUUAAAAUACAGCCUGAUUCCCAUGCCACCUGCCCAUCGCCAAUCGUUCAUCGCCCACCGCCUGCGGCCACAACCACGCCCACUCACGCACACCCACUCCACCCAAUCCAUUCGAUGACGACGGCCGAGGAGGUCUUGGCAGCCAGUCAGGUUUCUUUGCAAAAAAAUAAAA
Molecule: messenger RNA, 1339 nt
Organism: Drosophila kikkawai
Lineage: Eukaryota; Metazoa; Arthropoda; Insecta; Diptera; Drosophilidae
Gene: Cp38
Product: Chorion protein 38
Source: RefSeq, a predicted model, not a curated record